Nannospalax galili (Upper Galilee mountains blind mole rat) is the source of this 571-nucleotide messenger RNA. It is a transcript of the gene Insl3, whose product is annotated as insulin like 3. The record is from RefSeq and is a predicted model, not a curated record. Gene Ontology annotation, biological process: adenylate cyclase-inhibiting G protein-coupled receptor signaling pathway. Gene Ontology annotation, molecular function: G protein-coupled receptor binding; hormone activity. NCBI's taxonomy places the organism in Eukaryota, Metazoa, Chordata, Mammalia, Rodentia, Spalacidae. The transcript is spliced from 2 exons. Gene Ontology annotation, cellular component: extracellular region. The coding region runs from base 54 to 443 and encodes 129 amino acids.
CCGAGGCGAAUAUAAGGGGCGUCCCCGCGGGGAGCCCCCAGCCGCCCGCCGCCAUGCACGCGUCUCUCCCGGCCUGGAUGCUGCUCCUGCUUCUCCCAACUUUGGGGUUCGCUCUGCGACUCGAGCAGCCACUGGAGGCCCGCGACAAGCUCUGCGGACACCACUUCGUGCGCGCGCUAGUGCGCGUGUGUGGGGGCCCACGCUGGUCCCCCGAGGCUGCGCAGCGGGCAGAUGGUCAGGACCGUGAGCUACUGCAGUGGCUGGAGGGACGCCAUCUCCUGCAUGCACUCGUGGCUGAUUCAGACCCCACAGCAGUACCUGACCUACAGCCUGGUCCCCAGGCACCUCAGCAUCACCGUCACCACCGUGCAACCAACCCUGCACACCACUGUUGUCUUGCUGGCUGCACCCAGCAGGACUUGCUGGGUCUCUGUCCGCAUUGAAGGAGCCAGGCAGGGUCUGGCCUGUCCUGGAGCUCAGAGACAGGCCCCCACUGCCAAUUACCCUGGGGACAGGAACUCACCCCCUUCCCCAGGCGAGAUGAAUGGCAACCCCAAUUUGACUUGAAGGA